GGUAUAUUGCUUAGGCGACUUGAAAGUGAUAAACUUUUGACCGAUAUUAGUCAUGUCAUAGUUGAUGAGGUCCACGAGAGAACACUUGAGAUCAUUUUAAUGAGUGCAACUCUUGAAGCACAAAAAUUUUCUCAAUACUUUUAUAAUUGUCCUGUAGUUGAUAUACCAGGGAAAACAUUUCCGGUUACCGUAAAGUACCUUGAAGAUGUUAUUGAAGAAACAGGAUAUACGAUUGAUGAAGGCGAUGAGUAUGCAAGAAAAGUUUUUAGGCAAAUAAGAGAUGAAGGUACAUUAUCUGUCACUGGCAGAGGAAAUACCACAA
Acaulospora morrowiae is the source of this 322-nucleotide messenger RNA. The record is from the annotation of a GenBank genome assembly. NCBI's taxonomy places the organism in Eukaryota, Fungi, Glomeromycota, Glomeromycetes, Diversisporales, Acaulosporaceae.